Sus scrofa (pig) is the source of this 4133-nucleotide messenger RNA. It is a transcript of the gene RP2, whose product is annotated as RP2 activator of ARL3 GTPase. Gene Ontology annotation, molecular function: GTPase activator activity. NCBI's taxonomy places the organism in Eukaryota, Metazoa, Chordata, Mammalia, Artiodactyla, Suidae. Gene Ontology annotation, cellular component: periciliary membrane compartment; cilium. Gene Ontology annotation, biological process: post-Golgi vesicle-mediated transport. The record is from RefSeq and is a predicted model, not a curated record.
CUCUUCAUAGGCAGCACAGGCUGCUCUCGGGACUUUGAUUGGCUCCCCGGGCGCUGAGUGGUCAUUGGCUAUGGUGGGUCGUCAGGGCGACUGAGAGGAAAAAGAGCAGGGGUGUUGGGCCUGACGGGCGAACCUAGGCUGCGGGUGGCUGGGCGGUUUCGCGGGGGUGGUGUACGGGAGAGCUGCGGUGCCCGGGGCGCCCAGGGCUGAGGCUGCAACUCCGGGAGGUACCUGAGCUAGUGGGCAGGCAAGGAGGAGCGGCCAGUGAGACGCCGCGGGCCGGGACCAUGGGCUGCUUCUUCUCCAAGAGGCAGAAGGCUGAGAAGGAGUCGCAGCCCGAGGGCGAGGAGGAGCGGCCGAAGCAGUACAGCUGGGACCAGCGCGAAAAGGUCGAUCCAAAGGACUUCAUGUUCAGCGGCCUGAAGGACGAAACAGUAGGUCGCUUACCUGGGAAAGUGGCAGGACAACAGUUUCUCAUUCAAGACUGUGAGAACUGUAACAUCUACAUUUUUGAUCACUCUGCCACAGUCACUAUCGAUGACUGUACCAACUGUGUCAUUUUUCUGGGACCCGUGAAAGGCAGCGUGUUCUUCCGGAAUUGCAGAGAUUGCAAGUGCGCCCUAGCCUGCCAGCAGUUUCGUGUGCGGGACUGUCGAAAGCUGGAGGUCUUUCUGUGCUGUGCCACUCAGCCCAUCAUCGAGUCUUCCACACAUAUCAAGUUCGGCUGUUUUCAGUGGUACUACCCUGAACUAGCGUUCCAGUUCAAAGAUGCAGGGCUCAGUAUCUUCAAUAAUACCUGGAGUAACAUUCAUGACUUUACACCUGUGUCAGGAGAGCUCAACUGGAGCCUUCUGCCGGAAGAUGCUGUCGUGGAAGAUCAUGUGCCUCUGCCUACGACGGAAGAGCUCAAAGCUAUCCGCCUUUCCACCGAAGCCAGUAAAAGUAUCGUCCCAGUGUCCCGGGGCCAGAGGCAGAAGAACAGUGAUGAAUCCUGCUUAGUGGUAUUAUUUGCUGGUGACUACACUAUUGCAAAUGCCAGGAAGCUAAUCGAUGAGAUGGUGGGUAAAGGCUUUUUCCUAGUUCAGACCAAGGAGGUGUCAAUGAAAGCUGAGGAUGCUCAAAGGGUUUUUCGGGAAAAAGCACCUGACUUCCUUCCUCUUCUGAACAAAGGUCCUGUCAUUGCUUUGGAGUUCAAUGGAGAUGGUGCUGUAGAAGGAUGUCAGCUUAUCGUCAACGAGAUAUUCAAUGGGACCAAGAUGUUUGUAUCAGAAAGCAAGGAGACAGCACCUGGAGAUGUAGACAGCUUCUACAACUUUGCCGAUAUACAGAUGGGAAUAUGAAGUACAGUUUGAAACCAAGGACUUGAUAUUAAGUUCUUUUCAAUUCGCGUAUUAGCAAUGGUCUUCUUACUGAUGCUGAAAUUGUUAAAGGCAUUUUUAAAAUAAAUUGUGGAAUACUGCAUCAUUCCCUUGAGGUUCAAAAAGAGUUCAUUUUAAAUUAAGUCGUUUUCAUCAGCUUAAAAACUAUUUAACCCAGUUCAGUGAGCUUGUAGUUUUGUUCCUCUGCAUAUGAUACUGUUAUUAGAAAACAGAAGUGGCUCACAGUUCAUGAUUUUAAUCCUAAUUAAACAUUCUUUCAAGUCUCUAUUUUACACUGUCCUCAGUACUCUAUGAUUUUCUUUUUUUGUUGUGGUUUUUGGCCGCCCCAUGGUAUAUGGAGUUCCCAGGCCAGGGAUCAGAUCCGAGCCACAGGUGCGACCUAAGCUGCAGCUGCAGCUGCAGUGACGCCAGAUCCUUAACCCACUGUGCUGGGCCAGGCACCGAACCCUUGUCGACAAGGGCUGCUCCCAAGACACCGCUGAUCCCAUCACACCACACUGGGAACUCCAAUACUCUACAAUGUUUGUCUGAGAAUACACUCCAUCGCUUAUUUUUCUUUUCUAAUUUAGAAGGAUUCAUUCCUAGUUGAUCAAUUAGAAUGAACUCAUGUGCUUUUUUUUUUCAUGUGUACAUAAUCCAGUUAAAUAUUUGCUUCCUAGUUGCAUACUAUGGCAAGUGAGGUUCUAUAUACACAGUUGUCAGAGUACUUUGUAAAUUUAAUUUUUUAAAUUAAUAGCUAUUUGAUAGCCAGUUUUGCAAGUAACUCUACUAACUGAUGUUGGUAUAGCUAUUUAAAGACUAUUUUGUGAGUAAUGCGAUUAUUUGAAUCCCACAUUGUUUUGUUUUUGAGUACAACUGCUCCGUGACUCUUCUGCUUCCUGUUAAGAAAAGGCAUAUGUCACACUAAAACUAUAGAAGCCCACUCACUGGCAGCUCAGCAGUUCAAAAAGGUGGUCAUUGUUUUUAUCAGCUUUUUUUUUUUGUUUUGCUUUUUAGGGCCGCACCCUCGGCAUAUGGAAGUUCCCAGGCUAGGGGUCAAAUCGGAACUGCAGCGGCCAGCCUACCCCACAGCCACAGCAACGCCAGAUCUGAGCUGCAAGCUGCGAGCUAUGUCUUUGACUUACACCACAGCUCAGGGCAACGCCGGAUCCUUAACCCACUGAGCAAGGCCAGGGGUCAAACCCGAAUCCUCAUGGAUACUAGUUGGAUUCGUUUCCGUUGUGCCACAAUGGGAACUCCUUUUAUCAGCUCUUAAGAGCUACUAGAAUUAAAACAAAACCUUGCAACACUUAGCUAAGAAAUACUUAAGCAUAUUUGAUGAGAUAUGCAGGUUUCUAAAAAGCUAGACAAAUUCGAUUUUUAUUAGCUAUGCCAUGCCUAUCAAGCAAUGUUCAAGUAUGAUAAAAUAAUGUUGGCGGCUUUAAAGCAUUAUUUUCCAAACCAAUCUGCCUAUAAUAAUUUACCAUGGGGCAGGAGAGAGAUGCUUGUUUAAAAAUCCACAUUGUUGGGCCCAGCGUUUAGGUGCAUGGAUUCAACAUCCAGAGGAAGCUCUGUUUUUAAGGGGUGUAUUGUAAUGUAAUCAGAAGAUAUUGAUAGGUUGAUCUUGCAAGAAGGGACUGAACCUGCCAUCUAUACCACACAGAGCAGCUAAUCGGAAGUUAGCUUUCAUAAGUCUAUUUUUUAAAGGAACCUUAAAUUUAAUUCUAUUUUGAUAAAAACUAAGGCUGAAAAUAGCACAAAUUUCACUUGUAAAAAUUCCUCUUAUGAUUGUUACUAAAAAUGUAUUUUCCUGUUUGAACUCUUUGGGGAUAUUUUUCAGAUUCAUUUAUAACUACUACAUUGAAUCAUGUCUUGAUAUUCAGAAAUGAUACAUUGAAAGACUUUUCACUUUAAAUUAAGUAAUAUUGACCACCUACCCUGUGCCUCGCCUUGUAUUAGCAUUGUAUCAUUUCAGUCUUUUUACAAGAGCAUUUUAUACCACAUAAUCAACCUCUUCUUUAAAUCACGUGACUUCAUAAGAUGCAAAUAAAAACAGGUGAUGGGUUUAAUAUAAUUUGUAAUCAUGAUUUACAGAUGAGCUUUGCCAAGUAGUGGUUAGAGGGCAUUGAUUUUUCUGAUGGUAAGGUGAAUUAAGCAUAUUCUUUCUGAUCAUGGUUGCAUUAUUAAAUCCCAUUAUUCACAGUUUUAAAAAUCACAGUACUUUUUGUUUUUCAAAAAUAUAACACAAUGUUAUGCCAUGCUGUAAAUUGAGUUAUUUUAUCUAGCAAAAACUCAGGAAUAUUACCUAUAAGGGAGAUGUUAAUUUAAUUUUCCACUAAAUUUAGUAUCUAUUAACCAGAGCCUAAAAUUUUAUACUCCAGUUAGAUAAGAGCUUUUACCCAAGUUUAAUUUGUCUUUCAGGACAGUUCUUUGCUUCUAAAUGUUUGAAAAGAUUUUUUAAAAUAAGUAGUGCUAUGUUUGUUGUUUCUAUCCUUUUAAAUCUUGAUUGUAAUUAGAGUAUUCUACACUUCAUGUCUUUUUUUCCCCUACAUUUCAUUUCUGAAUAGCUUUCAAAUGUAUGAAAAAGUAUUAGCAAUGAAAACUUAGUAAUUUUAUUAAGUUAUACAUGUUUAAACAUGAUAUUAGACAUUAUAUUAGCGUAUUUCUCUUGUUAAUAGUACUAUUUUUGCUUCUAUAUAUUUAUGUCUAGCUUUUAUAUGUAAUUUAUCUAGUGUUUAUAAAAUGUGAUUUGUAAUAAAUAUUGUUAAAAUGAAA